This is a messenger RNA of Thlaspi arvense, 804 nucleotides long. The record is from the annotation of a GenBank genome assembly. Lineage: Eukaryota; Viridiplantae; Streptophyta; Magnoliopsida; Brassicales; Brassicaceae.
AUGGGUCGUGUUGGGAAAUCAUCUCUUGUGCAUCUCAUCCUCAAAGGCUGCUCUAUUGUUCGCCCAUCUCAAACAAUUGGCUGUAGUGUUGGUGUCAAGGUGACUCGGAGAGAGAUUUCUUUGUCGAACUAUGGGAUGUGUCAGGUCAUGAGAGAUACAGAGAUUGCCGCUCACUGUUCUAUUCACAAAUCAAUGAUGAGAGACGGUUUUGAUUACGCAGGAGUCAUAUUCGUUCAUGACCUUUCCCAGAGAAGAACAAAAACAAAUUUGCAGAAAUGGGCUGCUGAAGUUACAGUAAGCGGGACGUUUUCAGCUCCUCUUUCUUCUUCUGGUGGACCUUGUGGUCUUCCAGUGCCAUACAUGGUCAUUGGGAACAAAGCUGAUAUUGCUGCCAAGGAAGGAACAAGUGGAAGCAGUGGAAAUCUUGUUGAUGCAGCUCGCCAAUGGGUUGAGAAACAAGGCCUGCUUCCCCAUAGUGAUGAACUUCCCCUCUCUGAGAGCUUCCUUAGCAAUGGUGGUCUCACAAUGGCUGCCAAAGAAGCUAGAUAUGACAAAGAAGCUCUCAACAAAUUUUUCCGUAUGUUGAUACGAAGAAGAUAUUUCUCAGACGAGGGCACAAGCGAUGAAGAUCAAUUCUAUAAAAGGACAAGCCUAAGGGGAGGAGAUCCUUAUAACACGUUACCGGCACGGAACCUCACGCAACCAGUUUCUACACAUGACCGUUACAGUUACUCCAUCCCGAGAUUCUCUCUUUCCAGUGUUGAGGAAACCAACAACGGUAAUGCCAUCGGAUGGAUACUGUGA